This is a messenger RNA of Alexandromys fortis (reed vole), 1098 nucleotides long. It is a transcript of the gene Pradc1, whose product is annotated as protease associated domain containing 1. Lineage: Eukaryota; Metazoa; Chordata; Mammalia; Rodentia; Cricetidae. Bases 128 to 694 code for a protein of 188 amino acids. The record is from RefSeq and is a predicted model, not a curated record. The transcript is spliced from 5 exons.
GCCGGCCUCGGUUCGGCGCUCCAACCCGCGCGGAGAGCGGGCCUGGGGGAGGCCGGGGCGGCUGUCAGGCUAAAGUCCGGCUGGCGGGCGCGGCGGGACGGCGGCGGCGGCGGGACGGGCCCUGGAGAUGAGCCGAGGUGCCGCGGGCUGGUGCUGUCUCGUGCUCUGGCUGCCCGCGUGCGUCGCGGCCCACGGCUUACGCGUCCAUGACUACUUAUAUUUCCAAGUGCUGAGUCCUGGGGACAUUCGCUAUAUCUUCACAGCCACGCCUGCCAAGGACUUUGGUGGUAUAUUUCACACACGCUAUGAGCAGAUUCACCUUGUCCCUGCCGAACCUCCAGAGGCCUGUGGGGAACUCAGCAACGGCUUCUUCAUCCAGGACCAGAUUGCUCUGGUGGAAAGGGGGGGCUGCUCCUUCCUCUCCAAGACCAGGGUGGUUCAAGAGCAUGGUGGGCGGGCUGUGAUCAUCUCGGACAAUGCAGUUGACAAUGACAGUUUCUACGUGGAGAUGAUCCAGGAUAGUACUCAACGCACAGCUGACAUUCCUGCCCUCUUCCUGCUCGGCCGAGAUGGCUACAUGAUCCGCCGCUCUCUGGAACAGCAUGGGCUGCCAUGGGCCAUCAUCUCUAUCCCAGUCAAUGUCACGAGUAUCCCCACUUUUGAGCUGCUGCAACCUCCCUGGACUUUCUGGUAGAAAAGCUUACCCCAGGUACCAGCCACAGGUGACUCACUGGGAAGAAAAAAACCUAAGAUUCUGCCAUUUGGAGUUUGGAGAUAGACUCUGAGGACAAGUAGAGCCAGGGAUGGGACAGGGAAGCCACACUAGUGGCUUUCCCUUCCUUAGGGCCUGCAAGAACAUCUCAUGCUCCAGUAAGAGCCAAGAACCAGGCCCAAGGCGUCUGGGCAGAAUUUGGAACAAAAGGUGCUGAAGGCAGGCGGCCUUUCCUCGGCCACCUGUCACACACCAGUUUUUCAGCCUCCCACAGCCCGGACUUCCUCACAGUGACUCUUGUAGCUCUUGCUGAAGUGGUUUAAGAAAUAGUUAUUCUGGGCCGAAGGAUUCUCUACUCUUUAGCAAUAAAGGUAAAUAAAGCUCGU